This is a messenger RNA of Microthlaspi erraticum, 558 nucleotides long. Lineage: Eukaryota; Viridiplantae; Streptophyta; Magnoliopsida; Brassicales; Brassicaceae. The record is from the annotation of a GenBank genome assembly.
AUGGCAAGGAUCUUUGAAAUGGACCAAGGUGGCGCCAAUACAAAGAGUAGUUGGAACCUUCGGUUACAUGUCUCCGAGUAUGUGACACAUGGCGAAUUCUCUACGAAAUCAGAUGUUUAUAGCUUUGGAGUAUUGAUCUUGAGAUCAUUAGUGGCAAAAGAACAGCAGCUUCCACCGAUGGAUGGUUCUGUUAACAACUUAGUCACUUAUGUUUGGAAACUAUGGAAGAAAAAUUCAUUGCAUGAACUCACAGAUCCGAGCAUACAAGAAGAAUGUAUCGGAGACGACAGUAAAAAGGAUGAAGUCAUUAGGUGUAUCCAUAUCGGACUACUAUGCGUUCAAGAAAACCCUACAGAUCGUCCAGCAAUGUCGGAAAUUCACCAGAUGCUCACAAACAGUUCACUUAGUCUGCAUGCACCUAAGCCACCUGGAUUUUUCUUCCCGAACGGACCAGGAGCAAACUCAUUAGCUCAAGAGUCGGGAUCGAGCCAAUUUACCAGCAAGUCUUUUACUUGUUCGGUAGAUGAUGUAACAAUCACCAGUGUUAAUCCUCGUUGA